AUUCCAUUUAAAAAAAUCGUCUAAUUGGGCCGUUAUUGUAACGCGCAUUUAUUCAUCGAACCGUAAUAAUACAUAUGGAUAUUAAUAAUUAUGACAGUAUGUGACGUAAGCGCAGAGUCAGGUGAUCACUGGAAUUUCCCUUUCCCACCACUGAAUGACGUCAGGUAAUGGCGGUGGCAGUGAAACACAAACAUACGCGCUGAACGCGAUGGGCGACGCUGACAUCGAGCGCGUGGACAGUCUGGACGGAUGGGUCGCCGUUAAACCAGAUGCGUUCGACGAGAGCGAGACCCAUAAACUCAAAUUUAUCGUGGAGUGGAACGAGAUCGAGACCAAGUUCGCUGUGACAUGCCAUAACCGCACGCUGCAACGGCGCGGCGACGCGAGCGGCAGCUGUGCGGGUCUGUUUUCCGGCUCGCACCUGACACACGUGCACGCGCAGCUGAGCGCGGUCCGGGACGAACUCGAUCCGCUCUUCCCGGACCUGACAGGCUUCCGCGAGCCGAACCUGUGGGAACUGUUGUUCUCUAGCGGGCCCCGGAGCGAUGCUGACGCGCCGUGUAGGCAGCUGGAGCGAUACUUCAGUGCCGCGGUGGACGCUUGCGGCCGCGGGAUCGUGCUGGACGCUCUCUUCAGCGUCAGUGACAGAGAUGAGGAGCAGUACUUCGAGGACAUGCGUGAGUUUAAACGCAACGCGAUGCGCGACCAGAUUCAACGCGCCAAAGACACGCUACGCGCGCUCGUGCAGACUCACUCCAGUACUGAUGGACUCGUGCGGUUGAUGAAGCUCUAUGAGGAGGAGGAUGAAGCAUACAGAGAGUUAGUCAGUGUGGCCACACAGUUCUACCAGAACCUUCUUCAACCAUUCAGAGACAUGAGAGAGCUUGCCACAUUCUACAGGACUGAGAUCAUGAAGUGUCUGCAGUAUGAGGAUCUAGGACCAAAGCGUGUGUGUGAAUUGGAGGCAGAGAUGCAUGAAUGGAAUCGGCGUGGAGAAACGGCUGUUCACUCUAUACAGGACGCCACUGCAGAUUACUUUAAAGACACAUCUAAAGCCCUGACAGGUAUGGUGAAACAGAUGGAGGAGGAUCGGAAGCGAUUUGGCCUCUCCUCUUGGGCAAUGGCCACACCCCGCCAAGAGAGACUCCGUUUCCUAUUAGCGAAAGAGACGUUGCAGUACAUGAGGGCCAAAGAGAUGUGCAUCAAACGCAAGAAAGGCGACAUACGAGAAAAGAUGCAUGGUAUUGCAGAGGGCGGAGCUGAGGGCAUGGCGGAGAGUGUGAGCACGGUCAGUGCACUGGAACUGCAGUAUUAUGAGGUGCAGCUGGAGCUGCACGACUGCAAGUUUGAGAUCCUGAAAAAUGAAGAACUGCUGCUGCAGACACAAAUUCAAACCAUACAACGCCAACUAAGAGAGCUGCAGGAGCAGGUGGUGUAUUAUGACACCUGUGAGGACCCAGAGGAGCUGCAGGAUGUUCAGGUGAAUGCAAGCCCUGCCCAGAAACACCUACAGCAACACCUGAAACAACUGGAGCGUCAGAGAGGAGCAAUUUCAUCACGCAGAGCUCAACUGAGAAACCAACGGGAGAUGUGUGUUCAGGCACACGAGCUGCAGCAGCGUUCAGUUGCACAACGUUCUGAGCAGCAUCGCCAGCAUCACGCCUCGCAGCUGGUGAGUAAUUCACCAGUAACCAUGAAGCGAGAGAAGAGGAGAGUUGACGAGGAGAAGAGGAAGCAGUGGGUGGACAGAGAAAGAGAGAAAACACUCAACAGGCUGCGCUCGUUCAGAGAGAGACAUCAGGGUCAGUAUGUUUUAAAGACAGCUCAUGUGAGGCCAGUAUUGCAUGACCCCAGCAGCGAUGACUCCUCCCAGCCACUGUCAAUCAUCAGUCUGGAACCGCAGAGCUCCACCCCCUGCAGGAAGGGUCGGAGUCUGAAGCAGCGUGACAUCCCAGUCCAGAUUCUGCUGCCUGCUGGAGGUGCAGCAGCAAAGCUUGAGCAGACUAUUCCACCCCCACCUCCUCCUGUCCCGCCCCUUCCUUCUGUCCCACCCCCUCCUCCCCCUCCACCCCUCCCCCUCCAUCAUACUCCACCAAUCAAUGAGAAGCUGCCAAUCAAAAAGAGUCUGGAGCAGAAUGCAGGAUCAAUGGACGAACUUUUAGCGUCACUGCAGCGUGGACAGAAACAACUGCGAAAGGUCACGGUCUCCACAGACAGCAGUAAUUUUAGAGACAGCCUCAUGUCAGCCAUCCGUCUGGGCGUGACCCUGAAGAAAGUCACACCUCAUACAGGCCCUGCACACAGCUCAGACUCUGAGCUGGAGCGAAGCAUCAAAGCCGCUAUGAUGAGGAUGAAGAAGAUCUCAAAUGACUCUGAUGAUGAAGAGGGCUCAGACAUGCCAUCUGGAGACUGGGACAGUUAAACACACACGACAGCCUUAAUCAUCUGAUCUGAGUGCUGCUGCUAAAAAAAUAACAGUUAAGCCAAAGGCUGCAGGUUUUGUCAUCUUCAGUUCCUGGUGUAGUCACUCAGGGUAUGAAGGGAAUGUUGUAAAUUGCCAAGAAAAGCUCAUACCACCCAAACAGUAUAUAAAUGCUAUUUCCUGCACUGUGUUUUACAGGUUGGGUUUCUGAUUGUAGGUGAUUUAUCAGUCAUAUUUAAAGGAAGUUGCUUUGGGUUUUGGCACUGAAAUGUGCCAUAAGAUUAGGCUAUAUAAAGUUAUUAACUGUGCUGUAUAAUAGAAAAAAAUUGCACUGAACAUUUUAAACUGUUGAAGCAUUACUGCAAGUUAAAUUUUAUUUCUCUGAAAGUCUCAUUCCUUAAGCUCUUUAUUGUAAAAAACCAAAAAAAAGUUUGAUUAAAACACUGAAGUGCCUAA
Messenger RNA from Myxocyprinus asiaticus (Chinese sucker), 2878 nucleotides. Its product is annotated as WASP homolog-associated protein with actin, membranes and microtubules-like. The record is from RefSeq and is a predicted model, not a curated record. Gene Ontology annotation, biological process: Arp2/3 complex-mediated actin nucleation; endoplasmic reticulum to Golgi vesicle-mediated transport. Gene Ontology annotation, molecular function: Arp2/3 complex binding; actin binding. The transcript has 10 exons. Gene Ontology annotation, cellular component: cytoplasm; endoplasmic reticulum-Golgi intermediate compartment membrane. NCBI's taxonomy places the organism in Eukaryota, Metazoa, Chordata, Actinopteri, Cypriniformes, Catostomidae. The coding region runs from base 155 to 2422 and encodes 755 amino acids.